AUGGCAACUAAGUAUCUCGAUCAAGCAAUAUUCUAUAUCAUUUUCUUGAUUUCAUUUUGCUAGGCUGAAGAAAUUUCUAAACUUCUCUCUAGAGAAUUAAUUGAACCUCCAUUUAUCAUUUUGUAGUCUGUACCUAUUGUUACUAACCUCCCUUUCUGGUGGGCAUAUAACACGCAUGGCUAUACCGAAUGCGUGAGACCAAAUGAAACCUAAAACUAAUGCGGAACAGCUUAUUGUCCUCCAGACACAGUAUGUAGUAUGGCUGGGAAAUGUUGCCCAAGCACUGCUCCUUACUCAUAUGGUGCAGGUUAAAGAGUUAUCCCGUGCUAUUCAAAUGAAACUGCUUGCAAGGGAAAUUGUAUGGGGUAUUGCAAAGUCUUAGUUGUUAUUACAGGGUAGCCGGGCGACUACGUCAAAUGUGAAGAUGACUGCUUGUAAAAAACAUAUAGCUUCUCAGGAUUUUGCCGAUAAAAUUUUUGCCGGAAGCGUUGA
Messenger RNA from Stylonychia lemnae, 492 nucleotides. NCBI's taxonomy places the organism in Eukaryota, Ciliophora, Spirotrichea, Sporadotrichida, Oxytrichidae. The record is from the annotation of a GenBank genome assembly.